UUCAUUUUUCACUCCCAACAUUUCCCCUCUACAUCCUAAACAUACACAGAUACACAGAUCCAAUAGCAAGAAGCGAAAAUGUUGGCUGGGGAGCUCAACCACCACCUACCCUCUCCCUCCUUUGUCCAACAAACCAUUUUAAUGUCUCCAUCAAUUAAUUCAUUUCCCCCAUUUUUCCUCCCCCACAUUUCCCUCCAUUCCACAUACUCUGCCCCACACCUCCCACUUAAAACCUUCCUCCCCUGCUCCGCCAUGGCUUCCCCUCCCCCAUUCCGGAAAUGCCAUCAUGCUUCCUUUUGAAGUAAAAAGAGCCGCCGCCGGAUCUGCGUCUGCGGAGGCCGCGUCCGCCAUGGUCGGCCGGCUGCUCAACGAGCUGGUCAGCUUCGUCGUCUUCACCGCCCUCGACCUCCUCGAUGCUCUGCUCUGCCUGGUUUUCAAGCUGGCCGAUUACGCCUUCGAGUCCAAAUGGAAACCUUGCUACUGCUCCUCCUCCGCCCGCGACAUGAUCGCCAGCACCGGAAACAUCCUCAUCUCCGAAAGCGGCAAGUCCAAAAUAUUCUUCCUUUCUUCCACCAAGCUCUAUCUGGAGGAGAUCUCCGAUACCCUGUACGCGCGCCCGCCGCUCCUGUUCGAUCUAUCGCGUUCCACCAUUACUGAUCUUCGGAGCCUCGGUUUCUUUCGGAAGAGGGUGGGGGGAAGGAGCACCACUGCUCUGACCAUCAACUCCGCCAUUGUGGAGAUGCUGCAGGGGAAGAUCGGCGGGAAGGAGACGCAGCCGGUGCCGCGCUGGGCGCCUGCCAGGUGCUCCGGCUGGUGCUUCGGUUCUGCUUCUGCGCGUCUGCUGCUGCACGUACACGCGCAGUGUCCUCCAGAUGGUGCGGCGGUGGAGGAUGUGGUGUUCAUCCAUGGAUUCAUAUCUUCGUCGGCGUUUUGGACGGAGACGGUGUUCCCCAACUUCUCGGAGAAGGCGAAAUCGAGGUACAGGUUCUUCGCCAUGGAUCUGCUCGGAUUUGGGAGGAGCCCUAAGCCGGCGGACUCGCUGUACACGCUCCGGGAACACGUGGAGAUGAUCGAGCGGUCAGUUUUGCAGCGGCAUGGGGUGCGGGCCGUCCACAUCGUCGCUCACUCCCUCGGAUCCAUUCUCGCCCUCGCUCUUGCCGUCAGGCACCCCGACGCCGUUAAGUCCCUCACGCUUCUCGCCCCGCCCUAUUUUCCAGUUCCGAAGGGGGAGCAGGGAACGCAAUACGUGCUGAGACGGGUGGCGCAGCGGCGGGGGGGGGCGGCCGCAGCAGCUGGAGGCGGCGCCUGUUGGUACGAGCACAUCAGCCGCACGGUUAGCCUCCUCAUGUGCAAGCACCACCGCUUUUGGGAGUUCAUCUUCCGCUUCCUUACUCUCAACAGGAUAAGGACGUUUCUGAUGGAGGGGUUCUUCUGCCACACGCACAACGCCGCAUGGCACACGCUGCACAACAUCAUCUGCGGGACGGCGGGGAAGAUCGAGGGGUACUUGGAUGAAGUGAGGGACAGGAUGCCGUCGUGCGACGUAACCAUACUCCACGGCUUGGACGACGACCUGCUGCCCGUCAGCUGCAGCGCCGCGGUUAAGUCGAGGAUACCGCGUGCCGAUCUCCGGGUGAUCGACGGCAAGGAUCACAUCACCAUCGUGGUCGGCCGGCAGAAGGCCUUCGCGCGGGAGCUAGAGCUGAUCUGGGAGGCCGCGAAUCUCAAAGCGAAGUGAAAUUUUUCGAAAAGGCCCCCAUCUUUUUUUCUUUUUAUAUUUUGAUUUUGUUCCGCCGAUUGAGAAGUCUAUUCUUUGGUGUGGUGGAUGCGGGCAGAUAAAUUAGAUCGCCGGAAAAAAAAGGUUUACAUGGUAGUAAAUUAUUUGUACUGUUGGUCCACCUGCUCUCCAUCUUCUGGGCUUUUCUUUUUG
Molecule: messenger RNA, 1930 nt
Organism: Phalaenopsis equestris
Lineage: Eukaryota; Viridiplantae; Streptophyta; Magnoliopsida; Asparagales; Orchidaceae
Product: probable lysophospholipase BODYGUARD 3
Source: RefSeq, a predicted model, not a curated record